Messenger RNA from Procambarus clarkii (red swamp crayfish), 3590 nucleotides. Its product is annotated as tubulin beta-4A chain. The record is from RefSeq and is a predicted model, not a curated record. Gene Ontology annotation, molecular function: structural constituent of cytoskeleton; GTPase activity; GTP binding. Lineage: Eukaryota; Metazoa; Arthropoda; Malacostraca; Decapoda; Cambaridae. Gene Ontology annotation, biological process: mitotic cell cycle; microtubule cytoskeleton organization. Gene Ontology annotation, cellular component: cytoplasm; microtubule.
GGCAGAACUGCCACUCAGGCAAGGGAAGCCACUCUGGGAGGGUCUCCUUCAUACACUUAAGUGCCUCUUAAGUUACACUGACGACACAGCAUGCGGGAGAUUGUCCAUAUCCAGGCCGGACAAUGUGGCAAUCAAAUUGGCUCCAAGUUCUGGGAGGUGAUUAGCGACGAGCACGGCAUCAGCCCCACGGGGCUCUACGAGGGCCAACACGAGAUACAACUCGAGAGAAUUAAUGUCUAUUACACCGAGGCCACAGGUGGGAAGUAUGUGCCCCGGGCGGUGCUGGUGGACCUGGAGCCAGGGACCAUGGACUCCGUCAGGGCGGGACCCUUCGGCCACCUCUUCAAACCUGACAACUUCAUCUUCGGUCAGAGUGGCGCGGGCAAUAACUGGGCAAAGGGACAUUACACGGAGGGCGCGGAGUUGGUGGACUCCGUCAUCGACAUCAUCAGGAAAGAGAGCGAGAAUUGUGACUGCCUGCAGGGGUUCCAGCUGACGCACUCCCUCGGUGGUGGUACUGGCUCGGGUAUGGGUACUCUCCUCAUCUCUAAGAUCCGUGAGGAGUACCCUGACCGCAUCAUGAACACCUUCUCCGUUAUGCCCAGCCCUAAGGUGUCAGACACCGUUGUGGAGCCCUACAACGCCACCCUCUCCGUCCACCAACUGGUCGAAAACACCGACGAAACUUACUGCAUCGACAACGAGGCUCUCUACGAUAUCUGCUUCCGGACCCUCAAGCUUUCCACCCCGACCUACGGCGACCUCAACCACCUGGUGUCCCUGACCAUGUCCGGCGUCACCACCUGCCUCAGAUUCCCAGGCCAGCUGAACGCCGACCUCAGGAAGCUGGCGGUCAACAUGGUGCCCUUCCCUAGGCUACACUUCUUCAUCCCGGGCUUCACGCCGCUCACCGCCAGAGGGUCUCAACAGUUCAGUAAGAUGACGGUACCGGAACUCACUGCUCAGAUGUUUGACGCUAAAAACAUGAUGGCUGCCUGCGACCCGCGCCACGGUCGCUACCUGACAGUGGCGACUGUCUUCCGUGGCCGCAUGUCCAUGAAGGAGGUGGACGAACAGAUGCUCAGCGUCCAGAAGAAAAACUCUGCCUACUUCGUUGAGUGGAUCCCUAACAACGUCAAGACUGCAGUCUGCGACAUACCGCCCAGAGGCAUGAAAAUGGCCGCUACUUUCAUUGGCAACUCCACAGCCAUUCAAGAUCUCUUCAAGCGCAUCUCCGAGCAGUUCACGGCCAUGUACAAGCGGAAAGCCUUUCUCCACUGGUACACAGGCGAAGGCAUGGACGAUAUGGAGUUCACGGAAGCUGAGUCCAAUAUGAAUGACCUGGUGUCUGAGUACCAGCAGUACCAGGAGGCCACUGUUGAUGAGUACGAGGAAGAGGAGCAGGAAGAGGAGGAUGCUGAGUACACCUACUAACAUGACCAAUAUAGUGAGCACGACAAACUCUACACCAGCGACCAGAACACGACGACCCUCUACACCAGCGACCAGAACACGACUAACUCUACACCAGCGACCAGAACACGACGACCCUCUACACCAGCGACCAGAACACUACUAACUCUACACCAGCGACCAGAACACGACUAACUCUACACCAGCGACCAGAACACGACUAACUCUACACCAGCGACCAGAACACAACUAACUCUACACCAGCGACCAGAACACUACUAACUCUACACCAGCGACCAGAACACAACUAACUCUACACCAGCGACCAGAACACUACUAACUCUACACCAGCGACCAGAACACUACUAACUCUACACCAGCGACCAGAACACUACUAACUCUACACCAGCGACCAGAACACGAGCAACGAGUUACAGAAUACAAGAACGCCAUUGAACAAGCACGCAAUGAACCCAUUGGUUAAAUUUGAGAAAACGACGUUGAUUUAACGUUGAGUCGACGUCGAAAACAUUUACUGGACGUUACUCUAGCAUGCUCCCAGUGGGCACGGUAUCCAAUAGUAACGUUACUUCAAUGUUCAGUCAACAUUAUCAUCGUUAAUACACUUGAUUCGGUGGUUUUUGGCAACUGGGAAGCAGAUACCAGAUACCACAAGACAUAACCAACCAAAAUACCAAAGAAACUAACACGACAAAAACCUUGAAAACCAAAAUACCCGAAAUAAGUGAAUACCAAAGGCAAGAACAGGUGGCCAGUGGGCAGAUCAUCCAAGAGCGACGUCAAGUCAACGUCGUAUCAAAGUUGGGUUGACGUCUAACCACCACUACUUGGUUGUUGUCCACGCUGAGGUAACUGUAAACAAAACCUCUGGGGAAGUGGGCCAUCCAGUGAACAAAUCCGGCUACCUAUGGAAGAACAAUGUACUAGUGAACACGGAGGGAUCCAUGGAAGAACAGCGUACCAGUUAACACGGAGGGAUCCAUGGAAGAACAGCGUACCAGUGAACACGGAGGGAUCCAUGGAAGAACAGCGUACCAGUUAACACGGAGGGAUCCAUGGAAGAACAGCGUACCAGUGAACACGGAGGGAUCCAUGGAAGAACAGCGUACCAGUGAACACGGAGGGAUCCAUGGAAGAACAGCGUACCAGUGAACACGGAGGGAUCCAUGGAAGAACAGCGUACCAGUGAACACGGAGGGAUCCAUGGAAGAACAGCGUACCAGUGAACACGGAGGGAUCCAUGGAAGAACAACGUACCAGUGAACACGGAGGGAUCCAUGGAAGAACAGCGUACCAGUGAACACGGAGGGAUCCAUGGAAGAACAACGUACCAGUGAACAUCCAGUGACAAAGCUGCACAGUGACGCAACUUUACCAAUGAACACAGGAAAAGCCUCGUGUUCAGGGGCACCAAUAUUUAUGAACACCAAUAAAAGCAAUAAUAGCCAUGUACCACUACAUGAAAAAAAGCCUAAAAAUUUGUUCAUGUUCCACAAAUGACAAAAUACUCAUGCAAUUGUUCAAUCCUUAAAUCAUGUUUAUUAUGACGAGAAUAUUUAAAGGAGUUUGUAGUGUUCCUGAUAUGACAACCCGUCCUCUUAAAAUGAUAGUGCUGAUACCAACUAUUUGCUGAAAUGUUCAAAAAUGAACUGUUGGUCUCAGAAAAGAUCCCGUUUUUUCAUUAUUUAGUUAGCCAUGAGGGGAACUUAGAAAAUGGAACGAUAACCAAAGAACCUUUACCUAUCCAAGCACUCCUAGGCCUAAUAUAUGAUAUCUUAGGCCUAAUAUAGUAUAUAUAUGUACUGUACUAGGCCUGGGAAUGGUUAAGUCUGGUUUUCGGCUUUCUAUUUUCGUACCCUCUCCAAAAUUAAUAGUACGAAACGAGAACAUUAUCGUCUGCUACAGUACAUUUGUGUCCUUUCGAUAUAGAUGUAAGGGAGACCUGAUAUAGAUGCACCCGAAGGACCACUCAUGUAAUGGGAAAAAGAAAAAAAGGAUAGUUUUGAUUCCUUGACGAAAUACCGACCCAAUGGUCACAUUUAUAUUUUACUUGUUGGUUUUGUAAAUUAUUAAAUACUUGUAAUGUUCUGUAUGUUGAUAUAGUUAAGGUGUCCUGCACCGGAUUUGAACCUUCUAAUAAAUUGUAAUUAAAGAAC